CUCCAAGCGUUUCCCUUCCUCCGUCUGUCAAAUCUCUUCCGUUUUCUAUCGGAAUUUCAAUAAUUUUCAUCUCUUCUUCUUCUUCUUCUUCUUCUUCUUCUUCUAUACAACACUUGCAAUUUCAGUUUUCUUUGCACUAUCUUCGAAACAAAGAACCCAUAUUUGCCUCAUCAAGAUCUCCCUCGUUCUUCCUCUAUCGAACCAACUCUCGAUCAGAUUGAUAAUUGUUCUUCGAUUGCCAUUUGCCCCCCUCUCCAGGCUAGGCAGUCACUGUCGUGAACAACAACUUCGAGUGAAAUCAUAUUUUAACCUUCGUUUCUAAGAUGGGUUGGGUUUAGGAUACAGAAUGAUUACUGGGUUUCUGAAUUCGGGGCUCCUCUGAUUGUUCAGCCAUGUGGUUUUCCUUCUGGAGAUCCAGGGAUCGAUUCUCGUUAGAAGAACUCAGGUAUUUAACAGAUCAGCUGCAAAAGAUUCAAAUAGUAAAUGAGGUUAACAAGGAUUUUGUUAUUGAGGCGCUGCGAUCAAUAUCAGAGUUGAUAACAUACGGUGACCAGCAUGAUGCUUCCUUCUUCGAGUUUUUCAUGGAGAAGCAAAUCAUGGGAGAAUUUGUACGUAUUUUGAAGAUUAGCAGGGCUGCAACUGUUUCACUUCAGUUGUUGCAGACAAUGAGCAUUAUUAUUCAGAACCUUAAAAGUGAACAUGCUAUAUAUUACCUCUUCAGUACUGAACAUAUGAACAAGCUUAUAACAUAUGCAUUUGAUUUCCGGAAUGAUGAGUUGUUGUCUUACUAUAUAUCUUUCUUAAGAGCAAUUAGUGGAAAGCUGAACAAGAACACAAUCUCUCUUCUUGUGAAAACUCAAAAUGAUAAAGUAGUAUCUUUUCCAAUGUAUGUAGAGGCUAUACAAUUUGCUUUUCAUGAAGAAAAUAUGAUCCGCACAGCAGUUCGUGCUUUGACACUUAAUGUAUACCAUGUUGGAGAUGAUUAUGUCAAUAGAUUCAUCACCAGCCCUCCUCAUGCAGAUUAUUUCUCAAAUUUAGUGACCUUUUUCAGGAAGCAGUGCAUUGACUUGAAUGACUUGGUCACUGAGACAAUGAGAAGCGCCGAGCCUUCAACCUCUACAAUUCUUGCUGCUGUAGAUGAAAUUGAAGACAACCUAUACUAUAUUAGUGAUGUUAUUUCUGCUGGGAUUCCUGACGUGGGAAGGUUAAUAACCGACAACAUUUUGCGGCACUUGAUCUUUCCUUUGCUUCUUCCAUCAUUGAGGAUAGAGGUUGUUAAUGGAUUUCAAAUUGGAGCUGUCACUUCUCUGUAUUUACUUUGUUGCAUUUUGCGCAUAGUUAAAAUAAAAGAUCUCGCAAACACCAUCUCUGCUGCUUUUUUCUGUCCAUUGGAUGCUUUCUCCCCACAGCCUGAAGAAGGACUUAAUGGAAAUAUGACUCGUUUAUGUUGUGAAAGUAGAAGCCAGUCAUCAGGAAGUGAUGGCAUAGUAAGGCAGCCGCUGGAUGCUGAAUCUUUAAUAAAAGAAGUAUCAGAUUCAUCUGCUCCUAAAACUGAGUUAAAAGAUGUGACUGUGAAGAAUGGUUGUCCAGGCUCCCGGUUGGAAUUGAGGGGAGCUUUGCUGUCUCAUAUUACAACUGGGGAUGAUGUACAAGUCUUAGGUGCUUUAAGUGUUCUGGCUACACUUUUGCAAACUAAAGGUCAGAUCAGUGCAGCUAUUCAACUUCCUUCAGUCCAUUUUUCUGUUCUUAUCACGCCUCCCAAAUUUUCUGUAGAACUGGAUGAGUCAAUGCUGGAUGCACUCGGAAUUCUUCCUCAAAGAAAACAACAUAAAAAAUUGUUAUUGGAAGCCUUAGUUGGUGAAGAUUCUGGCGAAGAGCAACUCUUUUCUUCAGAUAAUACCUCAGUGAAGGGUGGUAUCGAUAUUGAACUUGAUGGUUACCUGCAGAAGCUUAAGGAUUAUGGGAUUUCAUAUUUUCUUAAAGCAGGUGCAAGCCCUCGUGCCCAUAGGUUUGAGGUACUAGAUGCAUUGGUCAGUCUCUUUUGUCGUUCAAAUAUAUCUGCAGAGAUUUUGUGGGAUGGCGGGUGGCUUCUGCGGCAGUUGUUACCUUAUAGUGAGGCAGAGUUCAACAGUCAUCAUCUAAAAUUGCUCAAAGAUUCAUAUAAGUACUGGGCUACUGAGCUCUUACAGGAAGCUAGAGGGAUUUGGUCUGAUUUCCUCAUAAUACUUCUAUCCGAUGAGUGGAAAAAGUGCAAAAGAGCAAUUGAAGCCCCAUCACCAAGGAAAGAACCGAAGUCCAUGCUCUUGCACUCUGCAAAGGCUUCUGCCGUUGAUGCUGUUCCACCUGAAUCAUCAUUUGCUGCUGGUCAAAAAAUGUCUGAGUUGGUAAAGCAUCUUCCCCUCUUUCCGUUAAAGGUAUUUGUUCUUCUACACCAACUUCAGUCAUUUUCCCUUGGCAAGGCUUUGUCAGAUCAACCCUGUAUUGACCCUCCAUCAGAAAUUCCCGAUUGCUCUCGUGCAAAGGUUGCUGGACUAGAUGCUUCAGGACCUAAGCCAGGUGCUGAGUUGAGACUUGAUGGUGCAGUGCCUUGUAGAAUUGCCUUUGAGAGGGGUAAAGAGCGCCACUUUUUCUUCCUUGGAACUGCUAUUGGAACUUGCGGAUGGAUAAUUCUUGCCGAAGAACUGCCAUCAAAACUGAAUUGUGGAAUUGUUCGAGUUGCUGCACCUCUUGCUGGAUCAAAUCCUAGAAUUGAUGAAAAACAUUCAAGAUGGCUGCACUUGAGGAUUCGUCCAUCAACUUUACCUUUUCUAGAUCCUACCAAACAUGGUACCCCACUAAAGUCAAAGGCAAAACCUUUUGUGGAUGGGAGAUGGAUCCUAGCAUUCCAGGACGAGGAUACUUGCAAAGUCGCAUUUUCUAUGGUUCUGGAGGAGAUUAAUCUGCAAAGCAAGGAGGUCGAGAGAAGACUUAAACCAUUGGUCGGUCUCGAAAGAGCUGUAGAUUCUGCAGAUGCAUUUUUAUGUUCUACCAAGUCAUUAACUUCCAAUACAGCUCCUAAUCUAAUGUGAGUAUCAUGUAUUAAUUCUUAUCUAAGUUCUUUUUCCCCCAAUAAUAGAUUUGCUUGAUUACGGGUGAUGUAUUAUUUAUGUAACCACCCUUCUGUAUAUGAUCAUCCCUUACCUCAGAAAUGCGAAGCAAAGAAAAGAGUAGUUUUAGCAUCUGAGAGUUUGUAUCAUUCUUUGUAUAGUAUUUCUUCACAUUUGUUGAUUUAUCAACAAGUUUUACCCCUUCA
This is a messenger RNA of Cucumis melo (muskmelon), 3292 nucleotides long. RefSeq names its product protein TRANSPARENT TESTA 9. The record is from RefSeq and is a predicted model, not a curated record. NCBI's taxonomy places the organism in Eukaryota, Viridiplantae, Streptophyta, Magnoliopsida, Cucurbitales, Cucurbitaceae. The transcript has 20 exons. Gene Ontology annotation, biological process: endosomal transport; endosome to lysosome transport; regulation of autophagosome maturation. Gene Ontology annotation, cellular component: late endosome; endolysosome membrane. Bases 393 to 3068 code for a protein of 891 amino acids.